GGCAACUGGCAACUGAACAAGAUCAUUCGUCUGUUCAGCAUCGAAGCGAACACACGCGCGGUACCUGAGACUCUCUAGAAAAGAGGAGAAGGAAAUUUUCAAUAAACGGCGAAAGAUUGCUAAGUCAACUACAAAACAAAAAAUGUACGAGUAAAAGUACCAAUAGGCGCUUGUCGUUUUUCGUUGUUGAAUAGAGAAAGAAUUUAAUUUUCUUUCUAAAUAAUUGCAUUAAGCGUAAAAGAUCUGUGAUCGUAUUAAAAAAAAAAAAUAAAUACAAAAAAGUAAAAAUUAUAAAGAAAUAUUAAACAAAUAAGUAACGAAGCAUAACACAGCAACAACAAAAAAGCAACAAAAUGAUUUCUCACAGUCCACCAAUAUUCAGUCAUAGUCCACCCGUUAGUUUUCUAUCGGACUACAUGAAUAAUCAUCGUCAAUCGCUAAAUUACAAUGACGAACCAAACAGAACGUCACGCUAUUGUCGACCACAGGUAAUCACUCUUGCCUCUAAGGCCAUGGUUAAUAAUGCAGCUAAUGUAACGGCUGCUGCUACGCGCCGUUCUGCACCAAAUCGCAACAAUUUCAAUGGCAACAGUUUUCUGGAGCGCAUGCUCUCAGCACCUAUCAUACCCACACAGCCCAAAUCUUGCCUUAGCCGUAAGUCCUGCCUACAUAAAAACAACACAGUGUUAAAUGGAAUGGCCACAACAGCGCAUACGCCUGCAACAUCCGGUGACAGCGAUAACAAAAGCGCCGGCGAACAAAGUCGAUCCCGUAAAAAGGUGAUCUUUGCUGAUGACGAAGGACUUUCAUUAACGGAAGUACGCGUUAUGUCCGAGCCAUCAAAUGUGCCACCAUAUUGGAGUAUGAAAUUCUUAGAACAAAUUACUCAAGGCUUAGUUAGCCCACAUCCAGCGGAUCAAUGGACGGUGGACUUUAAGCAACCUGCAUCUGAUUAUUUGACAUUUAGACAAAAAAUUGACAGUAACUUCGUUUCUUUGGAGAAUGUUAUCGUGAAAGAUGAGGAGUCAAUUGUCGUAGGCACUGUUAAAGUGAAAAAUAUUGGCUUUGAAAAGGAAGUAAUCGUUCGUGUAACGUGGGACGAUUGGAAAAGUCAGCAGGAUAUAUUUUGUACAUUUGCACGGGCUUAUGGUCCAUCCACUUGCGCUCAUGUAGUUUUUGAUACUUUUGCUUUUAAAAUUACCUUACCCCCUUCAUCCAAACGACUUGAAUUUUGCAUUUGUUUCCGUGCUAAAGAUAAGGAAUACUGGGAUAACAAUGAUGUAAGUAAAAGAUAUAUAUUUACAUUAUAUAUUUUUUUUAAUAAAAUAUUAAUCUUUUUACAGGGUACAAACUACACCAUAACUAAACGUUCUCCUUUCUACUACAAUGCACUUUCUCCAUACGAUAAAAAUCCUACACGUAAUAGUUCCCAAAGUAAUAUUAUGUCAACUUUAAGCGAAGCGCUUGCUAACAGUCCCGAAAAACAAACAACAAAGAAUGAAUGGCCACAAGAACCUAGUCCUUAUUGGUAGAUGAACGGACUGGAGUGAAGAAUAAUUGGUUAAACAAUAGAAACAAAAUUGGUAGAAAUGACUUCGGUCAGCAAACGUUGAGGAUUCAAAAAUAUCUAAGCAAAAAAAUUUGCCUACUAAAGAACGCAGAGACCCGAUAAUGCCAUAAGAAUAGAAAAAAAUAAAGAAAAAGGAUUUAUUAGGCAACUAUGUAUAUUAAAACUUUAAAAAUCCUUAAGUAAUGGAUGAAUGCCAUUUAAUUUGUUAUAAUGUGGCCUAUUUAACUGCUAACUAUAUAGGAUUAAGUAAGCUCUUUAUAACUAAGCAGUUUUAAUGGUUUGCAUUCAUACAAAUGCCAUAAAAAUAUUUAAAUAUUUUAUGUUUUCUGUUAAUGACUUUAUAAAUGUUCUAAAUGUUUGUGUUUGUUUUUGUACAAUUGAUUUAUGAGAACUACUUGCAAACUGCAAGAUCUGCAGAAACUAAAGAUUUUUUAUCCUAUAUUAUAAUUUCCUUUCUACUAUUACUUUAGGCUAUCUAUAUUCAUUAGAAGAGAAGAAUUUGCUUUGCAUAUUAAAUACCACUAAGUCAAGCAAUCAAAUCACUUUGCUUCGAAUCGCUUGUUCGAUUUUAUUGCUAUUUAAUUUUAAAUUGUAGCCUUUUAAUUAGUUUUAAUUUGAUAUUUGAUAUACUUGAAAUGUGUAUGUCCUUUCAAACUAUGAACUUCGUAAUCCUUUUGUAUGAGUUUUUAUGAUGGUCGACAAAAAAUUUGUGGCCAUUUUAUUUGUUAAGUUUGUGACCAUGUGCCUUACUAUUUUACUAUUUAAGUGUGACUACAGAGAUGUUUUUUU
Messenger RNA from Teleopsis dalmanni, 2359 nucleotides. RefSeq names its product protein phosphatase 1 regulatory subunit 3B (gene Gbs-70E). The record is from RefSeq and is a predicted model, not a curated record. Gene Ontology annotation, molecular function: glycogen binding; protein phosphatase 1 binding. Lineage: Eukaryota; Metazoa; Arthropoda; Insecta; Diptera; Diopsidae. Gene Ontology annotation, cellular component: protein phosphatase type 1 complex. The transcript has 6 exons. Gene Ontology annotation, biological process: regulation of glycogen biosynthetic process. The coding region runs from base 354 to 1532 and encodes 392 amino acids.